AUGGCACCCGUGGCUAAGCAAGAAAAGCAGGCCUCUGUCAGUGAAAACAAGAAAUCUCGGAAGAAGCUGAAGAGAAAGUUGAAAAAACCGAGAAAACUGUGCUUGAAAACCUGCUGGCUAAAGACACCCGAAGACUGGGAAAAGUUCGACACUUGGGCCGCAAAAAAUGCACUACCCAAAAAGCUACCUGAACCCGAACCCAUCGAGCGCCAAUCGAAACCCCUGAAAUAUCUGAAAAAACGCAUCCACGGGUUAUCGAAACCAUCGGUGCGCACAACACCCCCUCAAUGCAUGUUUCGCACAAUCAGCAAAGCCGCACUGAAGGCGAAGGCCAGUAAACGGCUGAAACAACUAGCCCAGCCGUUAGACCGGGACGAAUCGGACGACUGCCGGGAAUGGGGGAUUAGCCGGGCGGCUCUGAAGUACAAGGCGAGCAAUGCCAUUAUAAUGCUGAGCGAACCAAUCGAUCGACCAGAACCCGACGACUGCAGGGACGACACUUUCGUGUCCCCGGCAGCUCUGAAGCGGAAACCUAGCAGUAAGGAUGAGGAGCUCUCGAAACCCAAGAGGUUCAAGAGCGAGGAAUGUACCGCUGCUACCGGCGACAAACCCCAGCCGGUUGAGUGGUCCGAGUGGAUGGAGUUUUUGGUGAUUCCCUCGUACCGCGUGCUGAAGGAUCAAAAGACCGAAUUGGCGAUGAAGUUCAAGGAGCGAUUCUUGAGAGAAAUCGAGACGAGGAGCAGACGGGCGUACGAGGAGCAGAAGAAGAAACGCGCCGAAAAGAAGCGCAGGGAGGAAGAAAAGCGGAAAAAAGAGGAGGAGGAGGAUAGAAAGAAGAAAUUUGAGGAAGAGAAGAACCGGGGCGAGCUGGAGUCCCAAAAAAGCAAGACUACCGUGGCCGAAGGAGACCAAGAAGAGCCGGAAGCAAAAGCGGCAGAUGAGAAACCGAAGAAGAAGUUCCCAAGACCCGUGUUCAAAGAAGAUCCGGAUGAGAAGAAGCUUAGGAUAAAAAAGAGGGAGGCCUGGCGCUUCAAACCGGAUAUGAGCUGCCUAGAACGGAAGAUUCCUGAAUGCGCUCUAACUUACGAAGCCUCGGAAGAUAUCAUAAGAAUGGCGAAACCGAAGAAGCACGAAGAAAAAGGCUGCAAGGAUCCUUUCAAGAUCAAGAAAUCGGCCAUGACCGCCCAGAUCUCGCCUCGCGUCGAAGAACUGGCCAAGCCUAAGUAUCCCGUGGAAACUCUACCCAUGCCGGUGCCUCGUGAAAAGGACGAAUUUUGCCGCCCAAUAAUACCGAAACCGCCGUACGGGAAAAAACUUCCCAAAAGAAAGCCGUUCGUGGACACGAGACAGUGCCCGGAAAAGAAAGCGGAAGAAGAGACGCCACCCGUAGAAGAAGAAGAAAAGGGAGAAGAAGAGCCGGAGAAGAAGGUGGCCAAGCCGAAGAAAAAAUGCGUGGAUCCCAUUUUCGAUGAUCCAACGAUAGAUCCGCUCUUUGACUCGGUUGGUGCUGAAAAACAAGCUCGCGCGAGAAAACGUGCUGCGGAAGAAGCUAAAAAGGAAGCGGAAAAAAAGGAGAACGAAGAUACCGUGGGGUGCCAAUGA
Messenger RNA from Copidosoma floridanum, 1602 nucleotides. RefSeq lists its product as uncharacterized. The record is from RefSeq and is a predicted model, not a curated record. Lineage: Eukaryota; Metazoa; Arthropoda; Insecta; Hymenoptera; Encyrtidae.